AUGUUUACCCGCCGUUUAACAACUCAAAAUUUCUGUUCAUUUCACAAUGCACACCAACUGUUUGAUACAAUUACUAAACCAGCUCUUAUCUCCAUUCACCAUUCCAUGCUCAAUUAUAUACAGCAAAACCGCAAAAUUGAAGCUCUUAAUCUCUUCAAGAAUCAACUCCAAAUGGGUAUAUCAGAAAUUGAUGAAGUUGUUGUAGCUUUAGCUCUAAAGGGUUGUCGAGAAGAUGUGAAUCUUGGAACUCAAGUUCAUAGCUUGGCGAUUAGGAGUGGGUUCAUUGAGCACGUAACUGUUCCAAAUUCAUUGAUGAGUAUGUAUAGUAAAACUGGAAAGUUUAAUAAUGCUAUGUGUGUAUUUGAUGGGUUGAACUUCCCAGAUAGAGUUUCUUAUAACACCCUGCUUUCGGGGUUCGAAAAUGGUAUAGAGGCAUUGGGUUUUGUUCAUUGGAUGCAUUCUGUUGGGGUUGUUUACGAUGCUGUAAGUUAUACUACUGCUAUUAGCCAUUGUACGGAUGAAGAGGAAUUUCGUUUUGGUAUUCAGUUGCAUUCACUUGUAAUGAGGUUCGGAGUUGAGAAUGAUGUUUUCGUUGGAAAUGCACUUGUGACUAUGUAUUCAAAGUGUGGUUAUAUAGUGGAAGGUGAAAGAGUGUUUCUUGAAAUGUCGUGUAAGGAUUUGGUUUCGUGGAAUGCAUUGCUCUCGGGGUAUGCACAGGAAGGGGGUUAUUCAGGGGAGGCUGCCUCGGGGUUUAGGGAAAUGAUGAGGGAAGGGGUGAAACCUGAUCAUGUGUCGUUUACUAGUGCUGUAUCUGCUUGUGGACAGGAGAAAUGUUUGGAGCUUGCGAAACAGAUACAUGGCUUGGUUAUUAAAAUGGCGUAUGGUACUCAUGUUUCUGUGUGUAAUGUUUUGAUAUCAUUGUAUUAUAAGUGCGAUGUGACUGAAGAUGCGAACAAGGUUUUCCAAAGUAUGAAUGAACGUAACGUUGUGUCUUGGACAACAAUGCUUUCCAUGAAUGAUGAAAAUGUUGUAUCUAUUUUCAAUGGGAUGCGGAGAGAUGGGGUUUACCCCAAUCACGUUACGUUUGUUGGAUUAGUUCAUUCUAUAACUGUCAAGAAUUCGUUGACAGAAGGCAAAAUGGUUCACGGAUUUUGUUUAAAGACAAACUUCUUCUCUGAACUGAAUGUUGCUAAUAGCUUCGUUACCAUGUAUGCUAAGUUUGAAUUAAUGGAAGACGUGUUAAAGGUUUUUGAAGAGCUCGACCAGAGAGAUCUCAUAUCAUGGAAUGCUUUGAUUUCUGGAUAUGCUCAAAAUGGGAUGUCUCGAGAAGCUUUACAAACAUUCUUGUCAGCGUCAAUGGAGUUACCACCAAAUGAAUACACGUUUGGCAGUGUCUUGAGCGCAAUUGCCUCAUCUGAGUGUAUUUCAUUAAAGCAUGGCCAGCGAUGCCAUGCUUGUUUGAUAAAGCGGGGAUUCAACAGCAAUCCAAUUGUUUCAGGUGCUCUCCUUGACAUGUACGCAAAACGUGGGAGUAUCUCUGAAUCUCAAGGAGUUUUCGAUGAGGUAGCAGACAGGAGUCAAGUUUCAUGGACUGCUAUUAUUUCUGCUCAUUCGAGACAUGGUGAUUAUGAAUCAGUUAUGGCUUUGUUUGAGGAGAUGAAGAAGAAAGGCGUGAGUCCGGACUCAAUAACGUUUCUUUCUAUACUAACAGCAUGUGGUCGAAAAGGAAUGGUUGAUACGGGAAUAGAUAUCUUCAAUUCCAUGGUUAGAGAUUAUUCCAUCGAAUCAUCUUCAGAGCACUAUGCUUGUAUGGUGGACAUGUUUGGUCGCGCAGGGAGGCUAAAGGAAGCUGAAUUUUUCUUGGCUCAGAUUCCCGGAGGACCUGGCUUGUCCGUGCUGCAAAGCUUACUUGGUGCUUGUAGGAUUUAUGGAAAUGUUGACAUGGCAACAAGAGUAGCCAAUACAUUAAUCGCGUUAGAACCAGAGCAGUCAGGCUCAUAUGUCUUGAUGUCGAAUUUGUUUGCAGAGAAGGGGCAGUGGGAUAAGGUAGCAAAUAUCAGAAAAGGAAUGCGAGACAAGGGAGUGAAGAAGGAGAUAGGAUUCAGCUGGGUAGAUGUAGGUAGCAUUGAGUAUUCUUUGAAUUUGCACGGAUUUUCAUCGGAUGACAAGUCUCAUCCGCGGACUGAGGAGAUAUAUUGGAUGGCGGAAUGUAUAGGUUCAGAGCUGAAACAUUUGGAGCGCGACAAAGAAGAAAGUGAGUUCGUGACAUUAGCCUGUAUUAUAUGAGUUCCUUGAACCUAUGUUGCUCAGGCUCUUUAAAUAUGGCGACAGGUGCAUGUCUGAUCCUCCAAAAGUAGUGCAUUUUU
This is a messenger RNA of Solanum verrucosum, 2366 nucleotides long. Its product is annotated as pentatricopeptide repeat-containing protein At4g32430, mitochondrial. The transcript has a single exon. Lineage: Eukaryota; Viridiplantae; Streptophyta; Magnoliopsida; Solanales; Solanaceae. Gene Ontology annotation, molecular function: RNA binding; protein binding. Gene Ontology annotation, biological process: RNA modification. The record is from RefSeq and is a predicted model, not a curated record. Bases 1 to 2286 code for a protein of 761 amino acids.